ACGCCUCUCUCUCCAAAGCUUUUUUUUCAGCUACAGAAAAUGGCGCAGAGAGUCGGAGGAUUGAAAAGAUUGAAACUUUCUUCUUCAACUCCAGAUUUUCCUAUUGUUUUCCGUUGUGAUGGAGUUCGUGUUCAUCGACGUUGCUCUUUCUCCAGAAAUUGUUCUUCUAAUCGAAAGCAAAGACUCCGAAUUGUGGCUCAGAAUAAAUGGAAAUUGAACGAUAUCGACCCAAAUGCAGUACAAGAACGAUUUAGUAGGUGGGUGUCUAAAUCACAGAAAAUUCUGAGUGAUGUGACCUCUCCGCUGAAGAAAAAGAGUCAGAGUCUCAAAAAGGUUGAUCUUGAUGAUCAACAAGAUUUUGAAGACUUGGAGGAACUUCUUACAGUUGAACAAACAGUUCGAAGUGAUACACCAAAAGGAUCUCUUUCUUUUGAUGCUAUUAUCUCCAUCGAGCAGUUUAGCAGCAGGAUGAAUGGAAUCACUGGGAAGAAAAUGCAGGAUAUAUUUGAAACACUUGUUUCUCCAGCUUUAUCAACCGAUGCUCGAUAUCUGGUGGAGUAUUGCUGUUUCAGGUUUUUAUCGAGGGAUAGCUCGGAGUUUCAUCCGUGUCUUAAGGAACCUGCAUUCCAGAGGCUAAUAUUCAUCACAAUGCUCGCGUGGGCGAAUCCAUAUUGUAAAGAAAGAAAUGCACGCAAUGAUGCCUCAGUUAAACCUUCUUUUCAGGGACGGUUUGUAGGUGAAAAAGCAUUUGUUCGUAUUGCUCCAGCAAUUUCAGGCUUGGCUGAUAGGGCUACUGUACAUAACCUUUUCAAGGCUCUAGCUGCUGCCACUGAUCAAAAAGGCAUUUCUUUGGAGAUUUGGCUUGCUUACAUCCAGGAACUUGUCAAAAUACACGAAGGAAGGAAGUCACACCAGACUACAGACUUUCCAAAGUUGUCAUCGGAGAGACUUUUAUGCAUGGCCUCUAACAGGAAAGGACCUGUUUUAAAGUGGGAGAAUAACGUUGCAUGGCCUGGAAAACUUACUCUAACUGAUAAAGCUCUCUAUUUUGAGCCAGUUGACUUAAAGGGAAGUAAAGGGGUCUUGAGACUUGAUCUCGCAGGGGACAAGUCAACUGUGGAGAAAGCGAAAGUGGGACCUCUAGGGUUUUCUCUCUUUGAUUCUGCAGUUUCGGUUUCGUCCGGCCCUGGGUUGGCCACUUGGGUUUUGGAGUUCGUUGACCUAGGAGGUGAACUUAGACGAGAUGUUUGGCAUGCAAUUAUUAGUGAAGUUAUAGCGUUGCACACAUUUCUACGAGAAUUUGGGCCAAAAGAGGAUGAUAAGUCAAUGUACCAAGUGUUUGGUGCAAAGAAGGGUAAGGAAAAGGCAAUUGCAAGUGCAUCUAACUGUAUUGCAAGACUUCAAGCUCUUCAAUAUAUGCGGAAUUUGCCAGAUGAUCCUAUCAAACUAGUUCAGUUCUCUUUUCUUCAACAAGUAGCCUAUGGUGACAUCGUGUGUCAAACUUUAGCUGUAAAUUUUUGGGGUGGACCACUAUUGACCAAAGAUGCAGACACGGUCUUCAAACGAGGUGAUAUUGCCAGGGCUUCCAGAGAGUCCUAUGAAACUUUUGAUAACGUGUCUGAUCUAGAUGGAAGUGUCUACUUGAAAAGGUGGAUGAGAUCUCCUUCCUGGGGUUCAACUGCAUCCAUUAACUUCUGGAAAAACUCUUCUCUAAGACAAGGCUUAGUUCUGAGCAAACACCUUGCAGUUGCUGAUCUCACACUUGUAGAGAGAGCAGCAGAAACAUGUAGACAGAAAUAUAAGGUGGUAGAAAAAACUCAAGCCACUAUUGAUGCUGCAACCAUCAAAGGGAUACCUAGUAACAUUGAUCUCUUUAAGGAACUCAUUCUACCACUGAGUAUAACUGCCACAAAGUUUGAGAAACUCAGGUGCUGGGAGGAGCCUUACAUGACGGUCUCUUUUCUAGCAUUUGCAUCAACGAUAAUUUUCAGGAAUCUUUUGCAGUACGUUUUUCCUGUGUCUUUGAUAUUUUUGGCAACUGGGAUGCUUACGUUGAAGGGACUCAGACGACAAGGCCGUCUAGGAAGAUUGUUUGGAAUAGUUACCAUUCGAGAUCAGCCAUCUUCAAAUACUAUUCAAAAGAUUAUUGCUGUAAAAGACGCCAUGCAAAAUCUGGAGAGCUAUCUCCAAAAGGUGAAUGUAGUGCUUCUAAAACUACGGACAAUUGUAUUAUCUGGUCAUCCUCAGAUAACUACUGAAGUAGCACUGGUUUUGCUAUCUAUUGCAACGGUUCUAGUCAUUGUCCCUUUCAAGUAUGUUCUGGCUUUUGUUCUCUACGAUCAAUUUACUCGGGAGCUCGAGUUCCGGAAAGAAAUGGUCAAGAAAUUUAAUGCUUUCUUACGGGAACGUUGGGAGAUGGUACCAGCAGCUCCUGUCAUUGUUUUACCGUUUAAGCUAAUUAAAAUGAACACAAACAGACAGAAGAUGAAAGUUCAUAUUGGAAGAUAUGUGUUGAUACUUGCCGUGACGGCUUCUGUUAUAUUACAGCAGCCUGAGUUGGUCACCGGACAAGCUAGAAUUCCGGCUAUGUUUGUAUUUGGAGACUCAUUGGUCGAUCCUGGGAACAACAACUUUAUACAAACUCUAGCUCGAGCAAAUUUCCUCCCUUAUGGCAUCGAUUUGAACUUCCGUCCUACUGGCAGAUUUAGCAACGGCCUGACUUUCAUUGAUCUGCUAGCUCGGUUGUUACAAAUUCCAUCGCCUCCUGCCUUUGCCGAUCCAACCACAUCAGGCAAUAGAAUCCUCCAAGGAGUUAAUUACGCGUCUGCAGCUGCUGGCAUCCUCGAUGAAUCAGGCUUCAACUAUGGUGGAAGAUUUAGCCUGAGCCAGCAAAUGGUGAAUCUAGAGACGACACUAAGCCAACUGAGAACGAUGAUGAGCCCCCAAAAUCUUACGGAUUACUUGGCAAAAUCGCUUGUGGUUCUCGUUUUUGGAAGCAAUGAUUAUAUCAACAACUACCUUAUACCUAAUUCCUACUCCAGCAUCAGAUACAGACCGCCUGACUUUGCCAAUCUACUUCUCAGUCAAUACGCUCGCCAACUUCUUACUCUGUACGGCCUAGGUCUAAGAAAAAUAUUUAUACCUGGAGUAGCACCACUAGGCUGCAUACCAAACCAACGAGCCAGAGGUAUUUCGCCACCUGAUAGAUGUGUUGACAGUGUGAAUCAGAUUCUAGGCACAUUUAACCAAGGGUUAAGGUCACUUGUUGACCAGCUGAACCAGCGAUUACCUGGAGCCAUAUAUGUAUACGGCAACACAUAUAGCGCAAUUGGUGAUAUCUUAAACAACCCAGCUGCUUACGGAUUCACUGUAGUGGACAGGGCUUGUUGCGGGAUUGGGAGGAACCAAGGACAAAUCACAUGUCUGCCACUGCAGACUCCUUGUCCUAACAGGAGUCAGUAUGUCUUUUGGGAUGCAUUCCAUCCUACUCAGACUGCUAACUCCAUUCUGGCUAGACGAGCUUUCUAUGGUCCACCUUCCGACGCAUAUCCUGUCAAUGUCCAACAGAUGACACUCCUUCACUAGUUUCUUUUUGUUUUCGUGUUUCUCGGUCUUGAAGUUGUAUGUUAUAAUGGUUGAAUCUAUCAAUCUAUGAGUAUCAAGCUGAAACCAAAAUGCUUUUACUGCAAAAUAACAUAUGUGCUAAUGA
Messenger RNA from Arabidopsis arenosa, 3709 nucleotides. The record is from the annotation of a GenBank genome assembly. NCBI's taxonomy places the organism in Eukaryota, Viridiplantae, Streptophyta, Magnoliopsida, Brassicales, Brassicaceae.